This is a messenger RNA of Saprolegnia diclina VS20, 2167 nucleotides long. RefSeq lists its product as hypothetical. Lineage: Eukaryota; Oomycota; Saprolegniomycetes; Saprolegniales; Saprolegniaceae. Gene Ontology annotation, molecular function: protein binding. The coding region runs from base 21 to 2153 and encodes 710 amino acids. The record is from RefSeq and is a predicted model, not a curated record. The transcript is spliced from 12 exons.
UUUCGACCGACGAAGCGGCGAUGGCCACGUACAAGGGGCCGUUCGCGACGCCGCCCGUGCGCAUUGGGCGUGAGGUGCGCCAUACGACGGGCGGGCGACCGGCCACCGCGCGGCGCGCCGACCUCUCGUGGCUAGCACCUGCACGGCCGUUCUCUGCCGGUGCCACGUCAUUGACGCCACCGCAUGUGGUCCCGCAGCGCCCGGCGACUGCACGCUGCGAGUCGAUGGAGGAGCGCAUUUGCCGGCACUUGAUGCCAGACAGCGUCACGGCUAUCGCCGAGGCGGCCCUCCGCGAGGCGCACCACGUCAAGGACGUCGAUCCGCUCUGCGGCAGCACGGUUGAGAUUCGUCCGCUGCACGCGGUUUUGCCCCGAGGCACCCGCAACGCCGACUUUUACCGGGCGCGCGGGUACCAGCACCGCAUGCAGGGCAACUUUGACCAAGCGAUCGACGACUACCACAGCGCGCUCAAGACGUCGCCGCGCGACUUCAAGACCCUCUUUAGCCUCGGCAUUGCGUGUGAGCGGCUCGGGCGGCUGCAGGACGCACUCGCCGCGUACGCCAAAGCCGCGAGCGUCUCGCCCCGCAACCCGUAUGUGCACUUCAACACUGGCAUUUGCUACACGCUCCGCGAAGAGUACAAGCGCGCGAUCGAGAGCUUCUCGGUCGCGAUCGAGCUCGAUGUGACCAACGUCGCGUUCUACAAGGGCCGCGCGCUCGCCUACCGCAAGGCCGGGCAGUACACGGACGCGGCCAAGGACUAUAGCACCAUCAAUUUUCUCUCGAACGAGCAGACGGACGGCGCGGCGGAGAAGGACGAGAUUGCGCGGAUCCCGCCGCAUCUGCGCACCGACGAAGACUUGCACGUGCUCAUGGACAAGACGUGCGUGUUUCCCACGUGCCGCGGUCUCCCCCAUGACCUGCACCAAAAGCUGUGCCGCGAGCUCGUGUCGGUGACCGUGUCGCCGCACACCGUGCUCUUUAAAGAAGGCGACAGCGGCCACGUGCUCUUCUUUCUGCUCCACGGCAAAGUCGAGCUCUUCAAGCUGCCCAUGGUCAAGGUCGGUGACGAAACGACGACCAACCAAGUCGGCUCGAUCGAGACGCAGCUCGCAGCGUUUGAGCCGAGUGCGCUGCACCGCGAAAGCACCUUCUUGGACACUGUGGAUCGAAUCCUCGAGGUGCCGGCGACACCACUCUACACACUGCACACCGGCAGCGAGUUUGGCAGCCAUGGCCGCUUCCGCCAGCUCCCUCGGGCGGUGAAUGCGGUGGCCACGGACGCCUGCGAGCUGCUCAUGCUACCGUGGUCGGUCCUUGAUGCACUCGAACUGGCGCACGCCGAGAUCGAGGUCCUCGUCCUCUUUGUUCGACGCACAUUAACGACGACUCUAUCGCAGUGCGCCAACGUGGCUGCGUUUCUUGGGAAGCUCCCGAUCUUCAAGUACGUCUCGUCACCACAGCUGCGCAUCUUGGCCGUCAAGACCAAAUGGAUCAAAGUCCCGAGCGCCACCGUGGUUCAGGUCUCCGGACAGCACCACGAAGGUCUCCUCGUCGUCCGCAGUGGCACGUGCAAGCUUAUGCGACACGACCUCCUCACGGCCACGGGGCGCCACCUCAGCAGCAGUCCUCGGCUCGCCUCCCAUAGUAACAACAACACUGCGGGCCGACAAAGCAGCGGCAACCUCAAGCUCCUCCCGCUUUCCAAAGGCAGACGCACCGAGCAGCAUGCGCGGCAGGCGUACCUUCACAUGGAGCACGAAGACGACCCGCUGCACUUUGUGUAUGCAAACAGCACGCUCUCUUCCCACGUGCUCUCGACCAACGACACGGCCGACGCCGUCGUGCACGCAGAGCUCCACGCCCGGGACUUUGUCGGCGAGCGCUCGUUUCUGAGCAACGAAGGCAAUGAAAAGUCAUUUGCAAAGUACGCGCUCGUCACGAGCUCGUACGCCGAGCUUCUCUUCGUCCGCAAGGCCGAUUUCUUCACCGAGACAUCGUACGGCACACGGCAGCGCGUGCGCACCAACAUUCAAAAGCUCAACGACGAUGCGGCGGCCCGCGGCACGGCGGCCCACGACCCAAAAGACUGGGCGCGCUACAAGGCCAAGCUCGUCCAGCAGAUUAUUGUCGACAAGCGGCUCUCGCGUUAAUUGCGUUUAUGGAA